AUGUCUAGCAGGCCAAUUGGAACUUCAAUGCUGGCCAACUUGACACAAUUGCGUCAUAUCCAACAAGCGACACGGACAAGUGUAUCUCAUACCGCAAAAUCUUCGAGAAACGUCGCUUCAAUCAAGGGGACAGUGCGUCAAUCACAAAAAGGGCAGGCGGUUCAUAGCUGGAACCGCCCAUUCUCGCCACGUUCAUUCUCUACCCCGACCAAACAUCUAAUCCCACGUCAAGUCACAUACAGCACUGCAUCCACUAUAUCUACCGAGCCUGUGAUUCAUGAUGUCUUUGAACCCACAUCUGGAACAUGGCAGUAUCUCAUCGCAGAUCCGUCGACAUCAACAGCCGUCAUCAUCGACCCAGUCCUGAACUAUGACCCAGCUACUCAGGCCGUGACUACUCACGCAGCCGAUUCCUUGCUCUCUCUUAUCAAGGGAAAGGGCUAUAAGAUUGAUAAGAUUCUCGAAACGCACGCUCAUGCGGAUCAUUUGACUGCAUCGUCUUACCUUCAAAAACGUCUUGCCCAGGAUCAAAAUCAUAAGCCCCCCAUUUGCAUUGGUAAGCGUAUUGAAAAAGUACAAAGAUUGUUCGCCGAAAGAUAUGGCGUUCCACCAGUGGAAUAUGAAGGCAUUUUUGACGUACUUUUCGACGACGAUGAGACCUUCACUAUUGGGAACCUGAGAGGAAAGGCUAUUCAUUUACCUGGCCACACACCGGAUCAUCUUGGUUACAUGGUUGGAGAUAAUCUAUUCUGCGGUGAUUCUCUUUUCCAUGUGGACAUCGGCACUGCACGCUGUGACUUCCCCGGCGGCGAUGCCAACGACCUCUUUCGAUCGGGCCGCAAGCUUCUGAGCCUCCCAGACCACUUCAAGAUUUGGACAGGUCAUGAUUAUCCACCAGAGGGACGCACCGACCCCGUUCCUUGGGUGAGUGUCCAGGAUCACAAGAAGCUGAAUAAACAUCUGAAAGAUGGUAUCAGCGAAGAAGAGUUUGUGACUUUGCGAAAGGAACGUGAUGCAGGACUGGCAGCGCCCAGGCUGCUUCACCAAUCUUUGCAGAUUAACAUUCGAGCGGGACGGCUUCCUUCGCCAACGAAUUUCGGUUAUCGGUUGCUUCACCUUCCAUUGAAGCUCACUGGGGAAGCAUGGUAG
Penicillium psychrosexuale is the source of this 1149-nucleotide messenger RNA. RefSeq names its product MBL fold metallo-hydrolase. Gene Ontology annotation, molecular function: sulfur dioxygenase activity. The transcript has 2 exons. Lineage: Eukaryota; Fungi; Ascomycota; Eurotiomycetes; Eurotiales; Aspergillaceae. Bases 1 to 1149 code for a protein of 382 amino acids. The record is from RefSeq and is a predicted model, not a curated record. Gene Ontology annotation, biological process: glutathione metabolic process; hydrogen sulfide metabolic process.